Eruca vesicaria subsp. sativa (arugula) is the source of this 1510-nucleotide messenger RNA. Lineage: Eukaryota; Viridiplantae; Streptophyta; Magnoliopsida; Brassicales; Brassicaceae. The record is from the annotation of a GenBank genome assembly.
GGAAAUGCAGCCACUAGCAAAGAUGGAGAAGAAAGAAGACAAAACUCUUCACGUAGCGAUGUUCCCAUGGCUAGCUAUGGGGCAUCUUCUUCCUUUUCUCAAUAUCUCAAAGUUACUUGCUCAAAAAGGUCACAAAGUCUCCUUCAUAUCAACACCAAGAAACAUCGAUCGACUUCCCAAACUACCACCAAAUCUCUCUUCUUCCAUAACUUUCGUCUCUCUUCCUCUCCCUCCUUUCCCAAACUUACCUCCUUCCUCAGAAUCCUCCAUGGACGUACCAUACAUCAACCAACAGUCUCUCAAAUCCGCCUUCGAUCUUCUCCAGCAACCACUAACAGAGUUUCUCCGACGUUCUUCUCCGGAUUGGAUCACAUAUGACUACGCUUCUCACUGGCUUCCUGCUGUUGCCACAGAGCUCGGAAUCAAGAAAGCUUUCUUUAGCCUCUUUAACGCUUCAGCUCUCUGUUUCAUGGGACCGCCUUCGUCGCUCAUAGAGGAUGCUAGAACUACGCCGGAAGAUUUCACGAUGGUUCCGCCGUGGAUCCCGUUUGAAUCAGAUAUCGUCUUUCGUUAUCAUGAGGUCACAAGGUACGUUCAGAAGACAGAGGAGGAUGUGACCGGAGUCUCUGACUCAGUUCGGUUUGGCUACUCUAUCAGCGAGAGCGAUGCGGUUUUUGUACGUAGCUGUCCGAAAUUUGAACCGGAGUGGUUUGGUUUACUACGAGAUUUGUAUCAAAAACCGGUCUUUCCUACUGGUUUUCUCCCUCCGAUUCCGGAAGAUCAUGAUGACGAUGGUGCUGCUACAUGGGUUUGUAUAAAGGAGUGGCUUGACAAGCAACGAGUUAACUCAGUAGUUUACGUGUCUUUAGGUACUGAAGCGAGUCUUCCUCGAGAGGAACUCGCUGAGCUGGCUCUUGGGUUGGAGAAGUCAAAAGUGCCUUUCUUUUGGGCUCUAAGGAACGAGCCGGCUCGGUCGGGGUCAUUGAUUCCGGACGGAUUCGAGGAACGAGUCGAGGGACAAGGUAUGGUUCAUGUUGGAUGGGUUCCUCAGGUGAAAAUACUGAGGCACGAAUCAGUGGGUGGGUUCUUGACGCAUUGUGGUUGGAACUCGGUGGUGGAAGGGUUAGGUUUCGGACGUGUUCCUAUUUUUCUGCCCGUGUUGAAUGAGCAAGGACUGAAUACGAGGUUGUUACAUGGAAAGGGAAUUGGUAUUGAGGUUCCAAGAAAUGAGAGAGAUGGAUCGUUUGAUUCUGACUCUGUGGCUUGCUCCGUUAGAUUGGCGAUGAUCGAUGAUGCAGGCAAUUCCAAAAGAACAAAUGCAAAGCUGAUGAAAGGUUUGUUUGGGAACAAGGAUGAGAGUAUUCAUUAUGUAGAUGAACUUGUAGAUUAUAUGAGAAGCAAAGGAUCUUCUCACGUAAGUCAUGUUGGAUGAAAUAAUGCUGUUUUUUUUUGUAAUAGCCUGAUUUAUUCGAAUAUUACCAAGUUCAACACCUGUUUUCUUUUAAUGUAC